Rodentolepis nana is the source of this 516-nucleotide messenger RNA. NCBI's taxonomy places the organism in Eukaryota, Metazoa, Platyhelminthes, Cestoda, Cyclophyllidea, Hymenolepididae. The record is from the annotation of a GenBank genome assembly.
AAUUGGCGCUUGGAGCGAACCCACCGCUAUUUUAGCCCAUCUAUUAGUAUCCUGAUGGAAGGUCCUCUGAGUAAAUGGACAAAUGUAGUCCAGGGAUGGCAAUACAGAUGGUUUGUUCUUGAUUUGGCCAUGGGUGUUCUUUCUUAUUAUACAUCAAGAGAAAAGAUGAUUCGUGGAGAACGACGUGGCUGUGUCAAGCUAAAGAAUGCGCAGAUGGGUAUAAAUGAUGAGGAUGACAGCACAUUUACCAUCACAGUUGACUCAAAAGUUUUCCACUUUCAAGCCCGCAAUGCAGAAGAGCGUCAGCGAUGGUUGGAUGCUCUUCAAGAAGCUAGAGAUCUUCAUACUGAUAACUAUGCGCUUCUCCAGCACACUAGCCGUCUUCUAGAUUCGUCAGUUACCGUCUCAGAAUUCGAUCGUCGGAUUAUCGAAGCAGAUGCCUACCUACAGAUUCUCAUCGAUCAACACCAGGUAUUGAUUUCGAAUAGCAAUCGAUCAGCAACUAAGUCACCAUGA